Messenger RNA from Cucumis sativus (cucumber), 1757 nucleotides. Its product is annotated as tubby-like F-box protein 3. The record is from RefSeq and is a predicted model, not a curated record. Bases 220 to 1380 code for a protein of 386 amino acids. The transcript is spliced from 6 exons. Gene Ontology annotation, molecular function: protein binding. Lineage: Eukaryota; Viridiplantae; Streptophyta; Magnoliopsida; Cucurbitales; Cucurbitaceae.
AAAAAAUAAUUAUUAUAAUAAAUUAAUAAUUUCCCGACUCAGAUUCAUUUAUCUCAUCACUCUCCCAUUUCUUUUCCCAUAUCCAUUCCCCAAUGAUCCGAACCUCAUUCCUCAAAUCUCCAAUGCCUUCUCUCCCUUCCCCAAUCCCCGAUUUUCCGCCCAAUCUCUGACCAUUUCCUCCUUCUUCAUCCUCUUCUCCACCCAAUUUCCUCUCAAUCCAUGUCUCUCAAGACCAUCUUCCAAGAUAUGAGGUCCCGCUCCCGCUGCGUCGUCCAGGACGCCUCCGCUCCGCCCCCCACCGAUGCCCUCGACCAGAGCUGUUGGGCCAAUAUGCCUCAGGAACUUCUUAGGGAGGUUUUGAUGAGAAUCGAGGCCUCCGAGACCUCUUGGCCCUUCAGGAAGAGUGUCGUCGCUUGCGCCGGAGUGUGUCGGAGCUGGCGAGCCAUUACUAAGGAGAUCGUUAAAACGCCGGAGCUUUCUGGUAGGUUGACGUUCCCGAUCUCUAUUAAGCAGCCUGGUUCAAGGGAUCCUCUUCUACAGUGUUUCAUAAAGCGAAACAGAUCAAAUCAAACUUAUUAUCUCUUCCUCAGUUUGACAAGUGCACUAACUGAUGAUGGUAAAUUUCUACUUGCUGCACGCAAAUGCAAGCGCCCGACCUACACCGAUUACAUUAUCUCUUUACAUGCUGAGGAUUUGUCAAAGGGGAGCAGCACCUAUGUUGGGAAAUUGAGAUCUAACUUUCUAGGAACCAAGUUCACAAUCUUCGAUGGGCAACCACCACAUUCUGGAGCCAAGAUCAUGAAAAGUCGCUCCACAAGGCUAGUGAAUCUGAAACAAGUUUCCCCCAAGGUCCCUGCAGGAAACUAUCCAGUUGCACACAUUUCAUAUGAACUAAAUGUGUUGGGAUCAAGGGGUCCGAGGAGAAUGCAGUGUAUCAUGGACGCUAUUCCCGCUUCAUCAGUUGAACUUGGAGGAGUGGCUCCCACGCCAACUGAGCUUUCUUUGAGCAACGUGGAAUUGUUCCCGUCCUUCCCCUUUCUAAGGUCAAAAUCAAAUGCUGAUAGCUUACUUUCUGAACCUUUGGGGAGUCAGAAAGAUGGAAUGUUGGUGCUGAGAAACAAAACACCCAGAUGGCACGAGCAGCUUCAGUGCUGGUGUUUGAACUUUCAUGGAAGAGUGACAAUUGCUUCUGUAAAAAACUUUCAACUAGUUGCUUCUCCCGAAAAUGAUCCUCCUACAGCAGAAAACGAGAAGAUCAUCCUUCAGUUUGGAAAAGUGGGGAAGGAUUUAUUCACAAUGGAUUAUCGUUACCCAAUCUCCGCUUUCCAGGCUUUCACAAUCUGCCUCAGCAGUUUCGACACCAAGAUUGCUUGUGAAUGACAGACACAUCAUUUAACAGGGAACGGCUCCGCUCAGUUCGAAAGUUCUACCAAUGGCUUCUAGCAAUAAAGUCGUUUAUAGACGGUAAGUUAAUGGCAACACAAUAGCGGAACGAGGGCUAUGUUCCGGAACUCGUAGGAAGUUGCUUCUUUCGUGGUGGUUUCUUUGCAGCGGUUAAUUUUUUGGGGUUUGUUUUUGAGGGAAACGAAUCGCAGAGAAACUUGCGAAAUUUAAAGACUUUUUAUUUGUUUGUAAUAUGUAUAUUUCUUCAAGUUUGUGUAAAUAAUGCUUUUUUCUUUCUUUUCAAUUUUAGAAGUUGAAUGGCAAUGGUUGACUGUGUUAAAUCAGCAAUUCAUUUUCAUCACACGUUUUCAUUC